AUGGCCAUCCCCGCCAGUAUUAGUGCGCUAACCGACGAGUUGGUUGCGACCGUCGCCAAAGUUGAUAAGAGAAACCCCCGUUUCAAAAUCCUGAAACGUCGUACCGAAGAUACUCUAAGAGCGAAUGCUCAUGGCCGUACGAACCAGUUUGCGGUUGCGAAGCAGCUGGAGGGACUUCAGGAAAAGUUCCAGGUCCUCAAUAAAGAUGACUUAGCUGACGCUCUGCGCGCCCGUCUCACGGAGCUAAAUGAACAUCGGGACUCAUGGUUUCCUGAGAUCCUAUCGUUAUUGCUGCAGCUUGCUGAUCGCCCGGCUCAGUUGUCAAAGGUAGAUCGCAUCGAGAGGCUUAAGCCCCAGGAGCAAGUGGAAUCCCUAUCUUGGACAGAGUUAGAUGUUUCCGGAACUGCGUAUUGUGAGGAGGAUAUAUGGGAAUCUGUAGACUUCGGCGCUGGAUCCUCCGAGGAUGACCUCUCAUCCGUAUCAAGCGAUAGCUAUCAUGGACGUUCUUUACCUCAAACCUCCAUAGCCCUAGAAGAGGACUACGUGAUCCCAGAGGACCUAUUCUCUUCAGGAGAAGAUGAAGACCUUGUGGAUUCGAUCAAAAGCGCCCAAUCUGGCGAAAUGAAACCAGUGCCGACACUGACCGACAUGGAGGCAAUUCCUCUCAAGUACUCACAGAGCUUCAGAUCCCAAACGCUAUCUUCAUUGCUGAGUUCGUUCUGCUCAAUUGGGUCUAAAAUAGACAUCUUAAGACGAUACAACCAGGUCCCGCGGGUCAUUCCCUACCUGCAGACGUUCCACCGGGGCAUUGAAGAUCGCCUGCGCGAGUUUGACGGGUUCUUGUCUAACGUACAGUCACAGUACCUAUCGCAAUCCGGAACUAUUGCGGUCAGUCUUCUGCAACUAUACGAGAGCGUGCUCCGUGAAUCCAAGCUGCUUCUUUUGUUAGCGGAAAUUGUAUCUAAUCUCAGACAUGCCGCAUCGGAUAGCCCAGUACGUUGUCUUGACCUCCUCUACGACUCCGUCUGCAUGACACAAGCCACCGGCGACGAGAAUGAGUUCAGGUUCCUGGCUCAACUGUUUUUCUCGUGCUUCGAAACUUACGCACGCCCAAUCCGCCUCUGGAUGGAAAAGGGAGAGUUAGAGGAAUCUCACCAGGGCUCCUUUUUCAUCCGCGACAACCGCAAUAAUGACCAAGACCUCCGAACCUUAUGGCAUGGAUGGUAUACGUUGGAUGAAUCAGCAUGGUUUUCAAGCGCGCCGAAAUUUGUCCAACCUGUCGCUCGCAAGAUUUUCGUCGCAGGCAAAAGCAUGGUUUUCCUGCGACACUUGGAUGUGUCGGAGGACGAGACCCACGCAAGAAAGAGCUCCUUAACACUUGGGGAUGUAUUCCCGGAAGACUCCACCUCCGUUUACAUGCCGUUCUCAGCAUUACUCGACUCAGCCUUUGGGCGGAUAGUCGACGAGAACCACUCUUUCACAUCAUCGCUGCUGCGAAGGGAGCUUGACCAGCAAUGUGGGCUAGGGGCCUCCCUCCACGCGCUGGAGCAUAUCUACCACUGCAAAGACAUGAGCGUGUUCGGGCCCAUCGACCUGAAAAUCUUCGACCUCAUCGACCGAGGCAGAGGAGCCUGGGACGACCGAUACCUGCUCACGGAACUUGCCCAGAGCGCAUUCAGCACCUUGCCCUUCAUCGACCCAUCCAGAAUAAUAGUCCGGUCGUCCAAAGACCCCACCAACAAACAAAACACCCACAGUCGCUCCGUCAAGCUCCUCCAAGCCAUCUGCUUCGACUACAUCCUCCCCUGGCCCGUCGCCAACAUCAUCACCAAAGACGCCAUGCUACGCUACCAGCACCUCUCAACAUUCCUCAUGCAAAUCCGCAGAGCAAAACACACCAUCGUAAAACAACGUCUCCAAUACUCCUCCCAACCCAGAAAAAACGCUCAGGCCUUCGCCCUCCGACAUCACAUGCUCUGGUUCCUCAACACGCUCUACAGCCACAUCACCGACUUCGUCAUCUCAACCACCACCACCUCGCUCCGAAAAGACCUCUCGGCCUGCAACGACGUCGACACCAUGGUCUCCGUGCACCAAUCGUACAUGUCCUCCCUGGAAGACCAAUGCCUUCUCUCCCAAAACCUAGUCCCCCUUUACGAAGCAAUCAUCUCCCUCCUCGACCUCUGCAUCGCCUUCUCCGAUCUCCAAGCUACUCGCUAUACCCAGACCAACUCUGCCCAGAAAGAGUACGGCCAGGACAAAGACCAGAGUGAUGAAGAGGAAGACGAAGACGAGGAGCCCGAACACGAUGAUAGACACACGCCCGUUCACGAAUCACAAUACUUGCAGCAAGUGAAAACGACCCAAGAUCAGUUCAAUCAGCUUGUCGGCUUUCUGGCUGCGGGAUUGAAGGGCGUGGGUCGGGCUAAUGCGCAGGUUAGCUGGGAGAUUCUGGCCGAGCGGUUGGAGUGGCGGAAGGAGCGGACGGCGGAUCAUGUAUGA
Molecule: messenger RNA, 2502 nt
Organism: Aspergillus nomiae NRRL 13137
Lineage: Eukaryota; Fungi; Ascomycota; Eurotiomycetes; Eurotiales; Aspergillaceae
Product: putative gamma-tubulin complex component GCP5
Exons: 2
Coding region: 1-2502 (833 amino acids)
Biological process (GO): spindle assembly; cytoplasmic microtubule organization; microtubule nucleation
Cellular component (GO): gamma-tubulin complex; spindle pole; equatorial microtubule organizing center
Molecular function (GO): gamma-tubulin binding; microtubule minus-end binding
Source: RefSeq, a predicted model, not a curated record